AUGAGUUUGGUUUUACAUGUCGAGGAUUUUCCGAACUUGUCGUCAAUAAUGCGAGAAAUUCAACAGUUAGACAAAUGGAACACUCUCCGUAAUCUCGCUGCCAAGGAUACUGACUCAAUCAAGAGCAACGCAAAUGGAAGGAGGCUAAGGUUCAAUACCGUACUGCAGGUGCAAAUGAUAAAACGCAUCAAAAACCGCGGGCGGUUGACGAGCCUGCCAACGGCAAGCGCGCCUCAAGUCGUCGAGCGACGAGAUCGUAUUCAAAGCGCUCCUUGUCCGUGCAUUGAUCCUGCCGUCAUGGAAGGCGACGGUCGACUGACUGAGAAUGCGAAAAAGCUCAGUAAUGAGGAACUUGCUCUGUUGUACGAGGACAUUCUCAAACCACUGGAUUUUUUCUCCAUCUUGCACGAAAGGAGAAGGCAAAAUGAAGAACUGCUCUGA
Pocillopora meandrina is the source of this 441-nucleotide messenger RNA. The record is from the annotation of a GenBank genome assembly. Lineage: Eukaryota; Metazoa; Cnidaria; Anthozoa; Scleractinia; Pocilloporidae.